AUGGCGGAGGCUCCCAUGUCAUGUGACUGUUUUGUCUCUUUGCCCCCCGGCUCUCGAGACGACCACGUCAUCUUUGGGAAGAACUCGGACCGGCCCCGGGACGAGGUGCAGGAGGUGGCCCACUUCCCCGCUGCGAGCCACCCUGCAGGCUCCACACUGGAGUGCACCUUCAUCCGGAUCCCUCAGGUGGAGCAGACCCACGCCGUGGUGCUCAGUAAACCUGCCUGGAUGUGGGGGGCUGAGAUGGGGGCCAACGAGUGCGGGGUCUGCAUCGGGAACGAGGCGGUGUGGACCCGGGAGCCGGUGGUCCCCGGCGAGGCCCUGCUGGGCAUGGACCUGGUCCGGUUGGGUCUGGAGCGUGGGGACAGCGCCCGGGCGGCGCUGGCGGUGAUCACGGGCCUGCUUGAGCAGCACGGCCAGGGCGGGCAGUGCCGGGAGGACCCGGAGCCCUUCAGCUACCACAACACCUUCCUGCUGGCCGACCGCAGCGAGGCCUGGGUGCUGGAGACCGCCGGCCGGCUGUGGGCGGCUCAGAGCGUCUCCGAGGGCGUGAAGAACAUCUCCAACCAGCUGACCAUCGGGACGGAGACGAGCGCCGAGCACCCGGAGCUGCGCAGCGUGGCCCGGGCUCAGGGCUGGUGGGACGGACAGGCGGACUUCGACUUCUCUCAGGUCUUCGGCCCAGAGAACCCCCCGGCCCGGAUGGAGCUGGCCAAGCAGCGCUACCGGGGGGGCACGGAGCUGCUGCGGCACCACAACGGCGCCGUCACUGCCGAGGUGAUGAUGUCCAUCCUGAGGGACAAACCCAGCGGCAUCUGCAUGGACUCCGGGGGCUUCCGCACCACCGGCAGCAUGGUGUCCAUCCUGCCCAGAGACGGCAGCCUGCCCUGCGUCCACUUCUUCACCGCCACGCCAGACCCGUCCAGGUCCAUCUUCAAGCCCUUCAUCUUCUCGGACUGCUGCAGCGCCGUCCCCGCCGUCCUCUCGCCGAGCUUCGGCGCCGACGACCCGGUCAGGAAGCAGCCGCGCUUCCAGAGCCGCGUGGACCGGAGACACCCGCUGUACAGGGCCCACCAGGAGGCGCUGGAGAGCACGGACAGCAAGCUGGACGAAGGUUCGGCCCUCUACGAGCUGCUGAGGGAUCUGGAGUCCCAGUGUCUGAGCGAGAUCUCGGCCCUGCUCAGCGGAGACGUCCCGCCAGACGACCUGGGCGACCUGUUCUUCGACUGCGUGGACGCAGAGAUCAAGUUCUACCAGUGAGGAGCACCGCCCGGUGGACAGCUCCAGUACUCUCAGAGCGGCGGAGAAACCCGGGACAGCGGGCGGAUGUCCUCCGCCUCUCCUCCAUCAUAACACAGACUGAACGUCCAGACGAGAUGGGAGCGUUUUCCUCAUCAGUAA
Molecule: messenger RNA, 1401 nt
Organism: Salarias fasciatus (jewelled blenny)
Lineage: Eukaryota; Metazoa; Chordata; Actinopteri; Blenniiformes; Blenniidae
Gene: scrn2
Product: secernin 2
Exons: 8
Coding region: 1-1260 (419 amino acids)
Biological process (GO): proteolysis
Molecular function (GO): dipeptidase activity; cysteine-type exopeptidase activity
Source: RefSeq, a predicted model, not a curated record